Messenger RNA from Zychaea mexicana, 1119 nucleotides. RefSeq lists its product as uncharacterized. The record is from RefSeq and is a predicted model, not a curated record. Bases 1 to 1119 code for a protein of 372 amino acids. The transcript has 6 exons. NCBI's taxonomy places the organism in Eukaryota, Fungi, Mucoromycota, Mucoromycetes, Mucorales, Lichtheimiaceae.
AUGCCGUCAUCAAGCACAAGAAGCAGUAAUCGCAAGAACAUCAACAACAACAGCCACAAUAAUACCACAUUGUCCGAAGAAACAUCAAAGACGGAUGCUGCUGCACCUCUAUGCAGGCAGCGGAUCAUUGCAUGCAUGGACGGCACUUGGGAUGUUGCAAGCGGCACCUUAGAAACCGCCUAUCCUCAACAAAUGUCGACGAACGAAACAUGGUCGCAAAUAGCACACUAUUUCCAGGGCGUCGGCGCAGAUGAAGAUGGUUUGCAAAAAUAUCUCGGUGGCGCAUUUGGGCUCGGCAUCAGUGAUCAAAUCUUACAGCCUUAUGCCGCACGUAGCUUGGCUGGUAUGAUACAUAAUGUGGGUCUACUGCCGUGCGAAUACGUCACUGUGGCGCUUCACGAGGCCUAUGAUCUCUAUCAACGGGCGGAUCGAAAAAGCCGUCCAAGCGACUCUGAAGCUGUAGAGUUUCGUCGCAAAUAUGGUUGCCGAGAGCCAGAGAUCAGAUUUUUGGGCUGUUUUGAUACAGUAGGAAGUCUCGGUGUGCCAUGUCUCCCAUGGUAUUUAGGUGGCUCUUUGUUGUGGAGCUUAUUUCAUGGAUUGCAUAAUUUUCAUGACACCAAGUUGUCUCCUAAAGUCAAAUCAGCAUUUCAUGCACUUGCGAUUCACGAGGAACGCGCAUGGUUUCGUCCUACGCUGAUGAAGUAUGGAUCACAUAAAAAAUCUGAUCAAGAGCUCCAACAGAUAUGGUUCCCUGGAACACAUUCUGAUGUUAUUGGUGGACCCAAAGCUUCUCGUGUCCUAUCUAAUCACUCGUUGCGAUGGAUGAUGACAAAGGCACAAGACUGCGGCUUGGUAUUUAGAUGUCCGAUUGAUGAAGUGUGUGGUGCACGGGCAUUUCUGUACAACGACAGCUACGAGAAUCAGUUGGUGUAUCGGCUAUUGCCUCGUACGAACCGCGUCAUUGAUACUACCAUUUUCCGUAAUCGCCAUGCACUGUAUAUGAACGGUCACUUUUCUGAGUAUAUCACCCAAGAACAGUUGGGACUUUUCCGAUCAAAUACUCUCGAUUCGUUCUUGUCAGAAUUGACCAACAACGAAGCGAUUGAUCGUCAUUGUUGA